AUCUACAGGGAAAAUUGUUCAAAUAAUUUUAAUUUAGAGAUGUGCACUUCAGCAUUUUCCUUUCGCUAUGCUCAGAUCACGAAUUAGUCAUAAUAGACAAUUAUCUAUGACGACAGGAACGGAUGGAUAGAAAUUACAUGUCAGAAAAUGUCGGGUCAAGUAAAUAUCUGCGAAAUUACUUCGGAAGUAAAACAAGCGUUGAAGGAGUUUCGGUUCAGCAAGGCCCAAUAUACCAGGGCGCUUGUGUUGAAAGUAGACCGAGAAAAACAGCAAAUAGUAAUUGAUGACACUCUCGAAGACACGACCAUUGAAGACUUGCAGGAAAGCCUUGCGAGUCAUCAACCAAGAUACAUUAUAUUAUCUUAUAAACAAGAACACAAAGAUGGGCGGGUGUCAUACCCCUUGUGUUUUAUAUUUUUUACGCCUAGAGACAGUCAUGCUGAACUGCAGAUGAUGUACGCUGGCUCUAAAAUAGCUCUUCAAAAAGAAGCAGAUGUUUCUCGAGCCUAUGAAGUUCGAGAACUGGAAGACUUGACGGAAGAAUGGUUAUUGUCUAAGCUCGGGAAUUAGUUAUUCUAAAAACACAAGGUUAAGAACAAUUUCUCAUUAGAUUUUUGAAGCAGUUUUUUCUUUUAGUCAUUAUUAUUUUGUUAUAAUUUAGGAUAACUGGUUCCUACAUUUUACACUGGAAGUUCACUCUGUACAUACAUUCCAAAUUGUAUAAUUUAAAUUUUGUAUAUAUCGCUUCAAAUUUUUACAAAAGCAUUGUCUUAUUUAAAUAAAACAUUAAUUAGUCUAGGUAAG
Molecule: messenger RNA, 804 nt
Organism: Cylas formicarius (sweet potato weevil)
Lineage: Eukaryota; Metazoa; Arthropoda; Insecta; Coleoptera; Brentidae
Gene: GMF
Product: glia maturation factor beta
Exons: 3
Coding region: 148-570 (140 amino acids)
Biological process (GO): actin filament debranching; negative regulation of Arp2/3 complex-mediated actin nucleation
Cellular component (GO): actin cortical patch
Molecular function (GO): Arp2/3 complex binding; actin binding
Source: RefSeq, a predicted model, not a curated record